CUCUCUCUCUCUCUCUCUCUCUCCUAUGGCCACCGCCCAGAACGGCACCGCCGCGAAGUCACUCUCGCCGCCGGACAAUGCCUCCGCCGAGACGGAGUUCGAGGCCGCCGCGCCGGAGAAGAGAUGGCCGGGGUGGCCCGGCGACUGCGUCUUCCGUCUCAUCGUGCCGGUGGGGAAAGUGGGAAGCAUCAUUGGGCGCAAGGGAGAGCUCAUAAAGAAGAUGUGCGAAGAAACUCGAUCCCGCAUUCGCGUUCUCGACGCUCCUCUCGCCACUCCUGAUCGAAUUGUACUUGUAUCAGGGAAGGAAGAGCUGGAGGCAGCUCUUUCCCCUGCAAUGGAUGCUGUAAUAAGGGUAUUCAAGCGAGUCUCUGGAUUAUCUGAAACUGAUGCUGAGAACAAAGAUUCUGCUGCUGGUCUUGCAUUUUCUUCAAUUCGUUUAUUGGUGGCAUCAACACAGGCUAUUAAUUUAAUUGGAAAGCAAGGCUCGUUAAUCAAAUCUAUUCAGGAGAGUACCGGUGCUUCUGUUAGAGUACUGUCAGGAGAUGAGGUGAAACUUUAUGCUACUGCGGAUGAGAGAAUUGUUGAAAUGCAAGGAGAAGCCUUCAAGGUCCUUAAAGCUCUAGAAGCAGUAGUUGGCCAUCUUAGGAAAUUUUUGGUUGAUCAUAGUGUUCUUCCCCUAUUUGAGAAAACUUACAAUGCGCCCAUCUCACAAGACCGUCAGGCAGAGACAUGGUCUGACAAAUCACUGCUGCAUACUACUUCACAAACUAGCAUUUUUGCUGAUAUUCCUCUUUCAACAAAAAGGGAUUCUAUCCUAGCUGACCGAGAAAGUCAAUUGGACUCAUUACUCCCUUCCUCCACUAUGUCUCUCUAUGGACAAGAAUCUUCACUUUCUGGUAUUCGUUCUUCAGCUCUUGGCCGUGUUGGUGCUCCUAUUGUUACUACGGUAAUACAAACAAUGCAAAUACCACUGUCGUAUGCGGAGGACAUAAUUGGUAUUCAGGGGGCUAAUAUUGAUUACAUUCGCCGCACUAGUGGAGCCAUAUUGACUGUGCAGGAGAGCAGGGUGCCUGAUGAAAUCAUCGUGGAAAUAAAAGGCACCUCAUCUCAGGUUCAAACAGCACAACAGUUGAUUCAGGAUGUUGUAAGCAAUCAUAACGAACCUGUCUCUAGCAGUUACGGCAGGCUAGAUGCAGGUCUGAGGUCUUCAUACUCUCAGUUGGGCCCUGCAUCACGCCUCUCAUCUUCCUUGCCCUCACAACCAUACACAGGUUAUGGAGCUUCUGGUUUAGGAGACUACAGUACAUUCAGGCUUUAAAAUGGUUUCCCUAUAUUCAAGGUACUCCAUUUGGACUGCUUUCUUUCUAAUUGGGUCUGAUUGGAGAGAAUUAAUGCUUUAAUACAUCAUGAAGCCUUAGAAAAUCUUGUUUUUAUGUAUUUGAUAUCAUCUUGUAUCGUGGGUAAUUUAGAGGUCUCAAAUAGUUGAGAAUUUUUAUAGAAAAUGUAAUGAAAUAUUAAUUAGCCAUUUUGAUGAUGUUUGUUUUUGUUAAGUGCGCAUGUGGAGCAUGUUGCAAUACCAAAUUUCGAUACUGUAUUAUUUGUUAGAUAUUUUAGAAGUUAAAGUCUCAUUAA
Molecule: messenger RNA, 1632 nt
Organism: Cajanus cajan (pigeon pea)
Lineage: Eukaryota; Viridiplantae; Streptophyta; Magnoliopsida; Fabales; Fabaceae
Gene: PEP
Product: RNA-binding KH domain-containing protein
Molecular function (GO): RNA binding
Source: RefSeq, a predicted model, not a curated record